Lethenteron reissneri (Far Eastern brook lamprey) is the source of this 2797-nucleotide messenger RNA. RefSeq names its product dipeptidase 1-like. Gene Ontology annotation, biological process: proteolysis. Lineage: Eukaryota; Metazoa; Chordata; Hyperoartia; Petromyzontiformes; Petromyzontidae. Gene Ontology annotation, molecular function: metallodipeptidase activity. The record is from RefSeq and is a predicted model, not a curated record.
UUGUGCGCUCGCAUUUUUGUUUUCUGUCGCCGAUGUCACGCCGACGCAGCAACGCCAGCCAUAAGUCACUAAGUGCAUCUCAAUUUUUUUUAUUUCUAUAAAAGAGCAAAGGUCCAUCCGUGCUCGGCGUUAAAAGAAAAAAGGGGUGGGUGGGCUGUUAAUAUUAACCGGCGGUAUCUACAAGAACGUUCAAUCAACUUCCACGUUCAGUUCCAGAUCUUUCUCCAGCUCUGCCUCGUCUCCUCCGUCAUGAAUAACUGCCCGUGCAGACGCGGCUGUUCUCGCUCGCGACCCCUGUGGGUGAACGCAUGGCACGACUUCUCAAGCUCCUCGCCUUGCUGCUGACCUUGCUGGUCAAGCGGGCCGAUUCAACGCCAACUACCAGAGACACCGACGCGAUGGCGACAGCGCUGAGAAUACUAAGCGAAGCUCCUCUCAUAGAUGGGCACAACGACUGGCCACUACAGUUGCGUCGACUGCACCCAGGUGGCAUUCGCGGUGUCAACCUGACCUCCAUCAACUCGACGCAGACCAACCUGGAGCGAAUUCGGCGCGGAAAUGUCUCAGCCCAGUUCUGGUCAGCAUACACCAUGUGCAGCACGCAGAGCUUGGAUGCCGUGAGGCUCACCCUGGAGCAGAUCGACCUCAUCCAUCGCGUGGUGGAGAACUCGGCGAUCCUGCGCUUGGCGUUGACCGCACAAGACAUUCGCGCGGCGUGGCGAGCCGGCAAAGUGUCGAGCCUCAUCGGAGUCGAGGGCGGCCACUCCAUCGACAGCAGCCUGGGCGCCCUGCGCACGCUGCACCGCCUCGGUGCGCGUUACAUGUCGCUUACUCACGACUGCAACACUCCCUGGGCUGACACGUGGCUUGUGGAUGUUGGAAAGGUGCAGCCAAGGAGCCAUGGAUUGUCAACUUUUGGAAAGGCGGUGGUGCGGGAGAUGAAUCGUCUGGGCAUGAUGGUGGACCUGUCGCACACGUCCUUGGCCACCGCGCAUGCUGCCCUCGGCGUUUCGAAAGCCCCCGUCAUUUUCAGCCACUCGGCGGCCAAGCAGCUGUGUGACCACGGGCGCAACGUGCCGGACGAAUUGCUCAAGGCGCUGGCCUCCAACGGAGGCAUCGUGAUGAUCAACUUCUACAACAAGUUCACUUCAUGCGGAGGCGCGCCCAGCAUCGCCACCGUGGCUGAUCAUUUCGACCACGUCAAGAGCGUCGCGGGAUACACGGCAGUGGGAUUCGGGUCAGACUUUGAUGGAGUAAUGAGCUUUCCCGAUGGUCUCAAGGACCCCUCUGGCUUCCCAUUACUGGUGGCCGAACUCGUGCGGAGACGUUGGAACGACACCGAGCUGAAGGCUGCGCUCGGGGGCAACCUCCUGCGCGUGAUGGAGCAAGUGGAGGAGGUGAGCCGCAAUCACUCGGAGAACGUGCAAGAAGAUCUGAUUCCAGUGGAUGAGCUGGGGCCCGAGCUAAAGUGCCGCACGGCAUACGGGCACCCACAGAUGGUGCCCUCCAGGUCACGUGCAUCCCGAGGCCACGGCGCCCAUCAGCUGCUGCUGGUGCUGCCCUCCCUCCUGCUGGCGCUGAUGAGCGCUCGCGACGCGCACUCGUGACGUGGACAGGUGGCGCGGAGGUCAGAGCACUCCGCCCGCCACGCUCAGAUCCUGGAUGGGAUUGCGGAUGACCGGCCCCUCUGGUUAAACGGGGUUCUCAAGUUGAGUGAGUUACCGAUCUCAGCCCGGUCACCAAUGACUACAGCAAACCUCCCCCUCUUCUCCCCCCCACUCAUCAUAUUAACAGUUUUAUCUGGCAACAAAACUGACAGCUUUUUUUACAAGGAGUCAUGUUUGCAUUGACCACAAUACCUGCGGUCGGAAUGCAAACAAAAAACACAACUCUGAUAAUGUAUGCACUGUCCUUGAGAUCGAUUGGUCCACACCCGAGACAGCUUUCCUUAGAGCCUAGUCUCACAUGGUGUUGGACCAGAUGACACCAAAAGGCGCACAACUCAAAGACAAUGCACCAUCAGAGUAUAAGAGCUCGGGGUAAAGCAUUUACACAAUUGGAACCUCCUUUGCCAGUAGCAAAAUAUGAUAAUCGUUUUUUACCCUUUUAUCUGGCAACAAAACUGACACCUAUUUUUUUACAAGGAGUCAUGUUUGCAUUGACCACAAUACCUGCGGUCGGAUAUUAACAGUUGGUUACGCAUUUCAUUCGCUCAAAUUAAGUGCUGAAAUAUUGGUUUGACCGUCAGGUAAUAAGCGUUGGCAUGUGGGAGAGCGCUGCGCCCGACUGUGCGAAUCAACUUGUCACUUGAGAAGUAUUUCAGUGAUAUCCACUUCCGUGGAACUCUCUUGCGUUGGACGGUUACCGAUAGGUUUCUCUAUCGCAGCAGUCGGGAACCUAUGGCUCACGAGCCAUAUAUGGCUCUUCUGGUGACGGCAUAUGGCUCCCAGGCAAUUUGGAGUUGAAAAAAAUAAUAAUAAAAAAAUCAGUUUGGAACUGAUUUUAAAAUACUUGUGAUAUUGCUUAAUAAUACUGUGUCAUUUUAAAGUAAACAGAAAUUCGUUUUGAAGAUAAAUUUCACGGGUCACGCCUGCAUGAAGCUCAACCUCACCACGUAUGAACCAGACUACAAGGCCAUCAGCAAAACCAUGCAGCACCAGAAGUCGCAUUAAAAGUAAGACAUAUUUAAUUUAUUAUACGUUAAAAAUACUAUAUGGCUCUCAAUGAAAUAUAUUUAUAAAUAUUUGGCUUUUAUGGCUCUCCCAGUCAAAAAGGUUCCCGACCCCUGCCCUAUCGA